CGGAGAUCAGUCGUGUAUCGUCGAAGCUAUAUUAAAGUUGUUUUAUUUUCAAACCAGCAAAAAAAAAAUCGGGAAAAUAAGAAAGAAUUCGGACUUGAGAUGAAAUUUAGUGCAAGGAAAAUUCCAUCAUGAAAUAUAUCAUUUUUAUUCUCUUUGUGACAUUUUUCAACUUUUCUCUAGCCAAACGUGAAAUCAUUGUAGGUGGAAUAUUCCAUGGAGACGACGACAUAUCACAAAGAGUGUUUCGUACAACAUUUCAAUCCAUAAACAAUCACCAAUUUAAAUAUAAAUUUACACCUCUGAUGUUCAACAUUUCCCGUACGGAUUCGUUUAAAGCACAGGAGAUUGUCUGCAAGCUUGCAGAAAUUGGGGCAAUGGCAAUUUUUGGUCCGGGCUCAAUUGAAACAUCCGGAAUCGUAUCAUCUAUGGCAGAAAAGCUUGAAAUACCACAUUUAAUUUAUCAUUGGAAGACAAAACCACGUCAAUCGCAAGAUUAUGUUGAUCCAAAAAUGACACUCAAUUUCUAUCCUGAAUCGGAAGCAUUGGCAAAGACAGUAGCUGGAAUACUCAUUGAUUAUACAUGGAAGAGUUAUACAAUAAUCUACGAAAAUGAUGAGAAUCUUAUAAGACUAAAGGAUAUAUUGCAAAUUCAUCAGCCAAAUGGUGAUAAUUUAGUGACUAUGAUGAAAUUGGAAGAUGAAAAUUACGCAAUUUUAUUGAAAAAAGUAAAAUGGAAUCAGGUGAAGAAUGUUAUACUAGAUAUAAGCACGGAUAAAAUUGUGGCAUUUUUACAAGCAGCAAAACUCGUUGGAAUGAUUGGGGAUUACAAUAAAUAUUUUAUUACAAAUCUCGACUCAUACACUUUGGAUUAUGGUGAUUUGAUUGAGUCAUUGGUUAAUAUUACGUCUGUACGAAUCAAUAAUGUCUCGAGCGUCAUUAUGGCUGAUGCUUUAAAAAAUAUUAAUGCUUUCGGUGAACAUCCAUUGGAAGCACAUCAAAUGCCACUUGAAGCUGCUCUCAUUCACGAUUCCAUUCAUUUUUUUGUCAAUGGAUUAGAUGCUUAUGUCCAAAAUCCGAAUAAUGCAAGAAUGAAGAUUGGAAGCUGUUCUGAUAUUCGUGAUUCGUCUCGAAGUUCGCAGCCUUCAUUUGGAUAUGGAUUAUUGGAAUUUUUAAGAGCUCGAGAAUAUACUGGAAUCACUAAUCAUAUCGAAUUUUCGAUUAAAAGCUCAACACCAAAAGAAGAUAAAGAGGAAGUGUCAAAUGAGUCACCAAAACGUGGAUCAAGGACUGAAUUUAUGCUCGAUAUUCUCGAAUAUUCAAAAGAAUUGAGGCAAUAUCACAGAAUAGCUUAUUAUGAUACAACAAAAGGUGUCAUUUAUGAACGAUCAGAAAGUGACAUGGAAGAGAAAAUUUUUGCUGAAAUCCAAAAUAAGACAUUCACAAUUGUGACUCGUGCAGAAGCUCCCUUCAUAUUUUACAAUUCAAUUGACAAAAAUGGCAAUCCAUUGUUAGGAAAUGAUCAAUUUACGGGCUAUGCUGUGGACUUAAUAAGAAGAAUUCAAGGGCAAUUGCGCUUCAAAUACAUCUUCAAACUCGUCGAUGACAACAAAAACGGAAAUUUCGAUAAAGAGAAGAAUGAAUGGAAUGGAUUAAUUGGUGAUAUAUUGAAAAGUCGCGCUGAUUUGGCAAUUGCUGACUUGACAAUCACUUAUGACCGUAAAAAAGUUGUUGACUUUACAACACCAUUUAUGAAUCUCGGCAUUAGUAUUCUUUAUGUCAAACCAAAGCCUAAGGCAAAAAAUCUUUUCUCGUUUCUCGAUCCAUUUAAGACAGACGUUUGGAUUUACACAGGCCUCGCAUAUAUCUUUAUAUCUGUGCUAGUAUUUGUGCUGUCGAGAAUAAAUAAUGAUGACUGGGAAUCGUCACAUCCAUGCAAUCAAGAUCCGGAUGAAGUUGAGAGUAUAUGGAAUGUGCUCAACUGUGUUUGGCUGAUGAUGGGUUCUAUUAUGGGUCAAGGAUCAGAUAUUCUGCCAAAAGGUUCAUCAACACGUAUUGUUACUGGGAUGUGGUGGUUCUUUGCUCUCAUUAUGCUCGCUUCUUACACUGCAAAUCUUGCUGCCUUCUUGACAUCAGAUCGUCUCUCAUCAACAAUCAAUGGUGCUGAAGAUCUCGCAAAGCAAGUUGAAAUUAAAUAUGGAGCACUUCAAGGUGGUUCAACAAUGAGAUUCUUUCAGGAAAGCAAUUACAGCACAUAUCAAAGAAUGUGGGCAACGAUGGAAAGCAAUGCUGACAUUUACAAUCCGCCAUCAAACGAUGAAGGAGUCAAUAGAGUGGAAAAAGAAGCUGGCAAAUAUGCAUUUAUGAUGGAAUCGGUUCCGAUGGAGUAUCAAACAAAGCGAAGAUGCACAUUGAUGCAAGUUGGAGAGUGGCUUGAUAGUAAGGGUUAUGGAAUUGCGCUGCCAUUAGAAUCACCAUACCGAAAAUUCUUUAGUGCACAAAUUUUAAAGCUACAGGAGAGCGGCGUGCUAGCACAGUUGAAGGAAGAUUGGUGGAAAGCACCGCCGGGUAAAGAAUGUGCACCAAUCGAGGUUCCUCACGAUGAUCUGGAUAUUGGCAACGUCGGUGGUGUCUUCUUGGUUUUAAUCGGUGGAUGUCUUGUGGCAUUUUUUGUAGCAUGCAUUGAAUUUUUCAUAAACGUUCAGCAUGUUGCAAUUAACGAAAAGAUAACGCAUUGGGAUGCUUUCAAGUCAGAAUUAGCAUUUGCGUUCAACUUCUGGAUCGUAACAAAGCCCGUUCGCUCGCAGUCAAAUGAGAUUGUUAGUCGAAAAUCAACACCACAACGCUCAUUAAAAUCACGUUCACGUUUCGGUUCCGAGACGAGAAGUUUUAAGAAUAAAUCGACUCGUAGCUUGAAUUUUGAUAGCAGCUUGCAUGAAGCAACAUCAAAAAGUUUAUUGAAUUUGCAUUAAAUUUUAUUAUUUUUCGCUUUGGAACGUCGAACAAAAUUUAAUUUGUCUUUUAUGGAUCAAAAUGGAAGAUGCAUCUGAAGAAAAGGGCAAAAUUCAGCAUUUUUUGCACUGGAUGAUCCCGAGUCACGUAUAUCAUUAAUGCAAGUUGGAAGUUUCAUCCCAUUAAAUUGAGAACCAAAAUCAUAAAAUGGAUAUCCCUUUCCUGCUAUCCUGUCACUCGGGAUCACAUCCCCAAACCCUCGUAUAAGGAAAAAUUCAAAAAAUUUAUUGCAAGGAAAAAAAAUUUAUUUUUAUUAUGCUACAAUAAUUCAACUUAGCUCGUCGCUAUAUGCUUCCGCUGUCAUAUAGGAAAUCAUAUAAGAAUAUAAAAUAAAAAUUAUUGAUUCAUUUUUUUUUAUCCUUCAAAAUGGAUUCAUGCUAAUAAAAAUGCAAAAUAGGAUAGAUAAAACCAAAAAGGAGAUGAAUCUCUGCUGCAUUUUUAUUGCUCAAUUAUCGAGAACAUAAAUGCUGAUAAAAUUUAUUUUAAUUUUAUUUAAGGGGCCGUUCACUUAUUACGUUCACUUAUUACGUUAUUAGCAAAAAAACCGCCUUUUUUUACCCCCUCCCCCCCCUGAACGUUCAUAAUUCAAAAUUUUUUCGUGAACUUUUUUUUAAAAGAUAGACGACAGUUAGAACGUUACAUUCUUCUUGACACCCCCCCCCCCCUACUUUCCCCUAAAAU
Molecule: messenger RNA, 3690 nt
Organism: Chironomus riparius
Lineage: Eukaryota; Metazoa; Arthropoda; Insecta; Diptera; Chironomidae
Source: the annotation of a GenBank genome assembly